This is a messenger RNA of Drosophila busckii, 450 nucleotides long. RefSeq lists its product as uncharacterized. The record is from RefSeq and is a predicted model, not a curated record. The transcript is spliced from 2 exons. Lineage: Eukaryota; Metazoa; Arthropoda; Insecta; Diptera; Drosophilidae. The coding region runs from base 1 to 450 and encodes 149 amino acids.
AUGGAAGUAGCAGUCCGUGGACACCACCCCGUUUCCUGCACGACCCAGCGUAAAGAAUUCAACAUUGAAAAGUUCUGGGAAUUGGAGGCUAUUGGCAUUUCAGCGUGCAAUGAGCUAAGCGAUGCCUCUCAAACUGCCGAAAUAGAACUUGUAGAUGGCAGAUAUUCAGCGAAGAUGCCAUGGAAAAUAGCGAAGGAGCACUUGCGCGACACUAACAGUGUGGCAUUGUCGCGGCUGAGUCGGUUGACCAACAAGCUUAUGCGAGACUACGAUAAAAUGCAAGAAUAUGAUGAUGGAAUGCGGCAGUUGUUGAGCGAUAGCUGUGCAGAAGCAGUGUCAGAAAAAUCGAGCGGUAACAGCUACUAUGUGCCGCAUCGCCCAGUAUACCGAGAUGACAAAGAAACGACAAAAAUGCGUAUUGACUUUGAUGCCUCUUGCUUACUGAUUUAA